AUGGCCGCCCGAACCGCCACCGCGACACCCACAACGCGCAAGACGCGCACCGCGACCAACUCGCUUCCCAAGAAGAUCGAGGCCGCCAUCGAGCCCGCGCCUGCGCCCAAGAAGCGUGCCACAAAGGCCAACACGAGCAAGCCACGCGACAAGAAGGUUGCCGCAGGACGCGUCGAGAAGAAGAAGGCGCCUGCGACCACCAAGAAAGCUCCGGCUGCUAAGAAGACCGCAACGACGAAGAAGACUACGACGACGGCUAAGAAGCCUGCGGCUAAGAAGGCCGCGGCGACGAAGAAGACGCCCGCAGCGAAGGUGGAGAAGGAGGUUGAGAAGGCGGAGGCGAAGGUGGAGAGCAAGGUGGAGAAAGCUGCGAAGGCUACUGGAGCGAAGGAAAAGAAGACUGCUACCAAGGCAGGUAGGUCCAAGAAGGCGUAG
Messenger RNA from Didymosphaeria variabile, 435 nucleotides. RefSeq lists its product as uncharacterized. The coding region runs from base 1 to 435 and encodes 144 amino acids. The transcript is spliced from 3 exons. The record is from RefSeq and is a predicted model, not a curated record. Lineage: Eukaryota; Fungi; Ascomycota; Dothideomycetes; Pleosporales; Didymosphaeriaceae.